This is a messenger RNA of Solanum stenotomum, 1356 nucleotides long. RefSeq lists its product as uncharacterized. Lineage: Eukaryota; Viridiplantae; Streptophyta; Magnoliopsida; Solanales; Solanaceae. Gene Ontology annotation, cellular component: plasma membrane. The record is from RefSeq and is a predicted model, not a curated record. Bases 1 to 1356 code for a protein of 451 amino acids. Gene Ontology annotation, molecular function: protein phosphatase regulator activity; protein phosphatase 1 binding. The transcript is spliced from 4 exons.
AUGCCUCCCCGUAGAGCUAACACUAGGAAUGCGAAUGCCAGGAAUGCUAACACAGUUCCUCUAGUCCCAGAUCAGGGAGUUUCGAAUGCAGAGUUUCAGAACGCUAUUCAACCUUUGGCUCAAAGUAAGAAUAAUCAGAACAAUCAGCAGGUUGAGAGAGAUAAGCUUAGGAAAAUCACUAAGGUAAACAAGAAAGCUAGAACAGGGAACUAUGAGUACUCUCAACAGAAAUCGGGUGGUGGAAAUCACUCACAGUUUCGACAAGAUCAGAAUUGUAGGGCACCAGGCUCUAAGUCUCAGGGAACUGUUUCAGGAAAUAGGACCUACCCAACUUGUCCAAAGGUGAAGAAUUGCCCUUUUGCCAAGAAGAGGAAAAAAGGUAACAAUAUUAGGGCUCAGUCUACCGCUCCAACAGUACCGAUAGGUCGCCCAACUCAGCUGGGUGUGUCAUCUUGUACAGGUGGCAGUCAAUGCCAAGGCAGGUUUUAUGCUAUCCAGGCUCCCCAGGACCAGGAAGAUUCUCCUGAUGUUAUCACUGUAAACAAGAAGGAUAUCCAAGGAAACACUGUUUUGCAUCUUGCUGUCUCAACUAAGCAAUACGAGGUUGUUGAUAUGUUGCUGGAUGAGAAUGUUGUUUCUAAGGGCACAAUUGAGGUGAAUUCUUUGAACAAGAAAGGUCUUACACCUUUGGAGGUACUAUUAGAGGAAUCUGGAGAUAGAGAUAUUGAGGAAAUUCUUAGAGCAUCUGGUGCUGUAUCUGCUGAAAACUUGCAAGUUUUGGUAGUUCCAGUUCAAGAUCCAUCAAAUGAACAAUCCAGUAGAGAGCAAAGAAGGGACCAGCCUCGAUCUAAUUCUAAGAAGCUUCAGGAUUUCUUCAAGUACAAUAAAACCAAAGAUUAUCCAGGAAAAGUAAGAGACACCCUUCUUGUGAUAGUCAUUCUAAUUGCAACAGCAACUUAUCAAGCAAUUCUCAGUUCACCAGGAGGCGUAUGGCAGGACACUUACUGGCCUGACCACAAUAACAACAGCACUAGGCAUAUUGCAGGACAGUCAGUGAUGGGUGAUAACGAUCCAAUUUGCUAUAUCUUGUUCAUGAUUUUCAACUCCCUCGGAUUUUUCAUAUCCCUCUACACGAUAAAUUUCCUUACAAUAGGAUUUCCUUUGCAAUCAGAACUGCAAGUCUCACUUCUUGCCUUGGCGAUAACCUAUUGUACUGUGAUGUUUUCCUUAAUGCCUAACUGGGAAUUUUUUUUCUUGUUUCUUAUCCUUAUCGUAGUCAUAUCAGCAUUGUUUCCCGUCAUUUCAGUGAUGUUGAGAAACUAUUGCAAGAAACCUAGAUUCUUGUCAUGUUUAUAA